GCGGUCGCCGUUUCCAGUAAGUGAUAUCUCCUUUUCGUUCACGUGCUAGGCGACGUCUAUGGGCGGAGGCUUCGCCCUCUGACCCUCCUCACCGGCGGCGCACGUGCAGAGGGAGGAGACGGGUAGCGAGAGGACGUCCUCUCUUCUUCAUCUUCCACGCCGCCGUCUGUGUACCAGCUGGACUGGCUGUAGCUGAUUCCACCAAUCACAGUCAUUCUUGCUUUUUGUCCUCGCCAGGCGGGGGAGAAGCCAGGAAGCGGGAGACAGAGACGCAGGGCCGCGGGCGCGCGCGCGCGCGCGCNGAGAGAGAGAGAGAGAGAGAGAGAGAGAGAGAGAGAGAGAGAGAGAGAGAGAGAAGCAAAUUUAUGCUGUUCUGGAGCUUGACAGUGCCGGGAGAGUUGGCAAUCAGCAAGCUUUCUGGAACAGCAGUGAGAACAAAUGAGCAGAGCAAUGUCAGAAUCACAGAGCCAGACCAUGGACUAACAUGCGAGCAACGGAAUGUGUGCUUUCAGGCUGCAGAAGAAGAGAAGUUGCGGAGGGAAUUUGAAGCGGAGGGUCGGAAAAUACCCCCAAAGGUGAAAUCGGAGACUUUUGAUUCGAAUGUAAUCACGCCGGGAACAGAGUUCAUGGCCAGUUUGGCUAUUGCCCUGCAGUACUACAUCCAUUUGCGGUUGAAUUAUGACCCAGGCUGGCGAAAUGUUAAGGUUAUUUUGUCAGAUGCGAAUGUACCUGGGGAGGGGGAACACAAGAUUAUGGCGUACAUUCGUCUUCAGAGAAAUCUUCCUGGGUUCGACCCAAACACAAGGCAUUGUCUGUACGGAUUGGAUGCAGAUCUCAUUAUGCUUUCUCUUGCAACCCACGAGAUACACUUCACCAUUCUUCGGGAGAUUGUGUUCCUGCCUCAGGGGAAGGACGCUUGUUUCCUAUGUGGGCAGCAAGGUCAUCUGGCUGCGGACUGUGAAGGAAAGCCGAAGCGUAAACCGGGUGACGAAGGCGAUCCAGGAGCAGAAGUAGAGGUGGUGAAGAAGCCUUUUCAGUAUUUGCAGGUGUGGAUAUUGCGAGAGUACUUGGGAUAUGACCUGGCAAUAAAAGACGCUCCGUUUGAAGUCGAUUUUGAAAGGGUGAUAGACGAUUUUGUCUUCAUAUGCUUCUUUGUUGGGAACGACUUCUUGCCUCACAUGCCGACACUUGAGAUCCGGGAGGGCGCUAUCCCAUUGCUGAUGAGUAUCUAUGUGAGGGAGUUCAAGAACAUUGGGGGCUACCUUACAGACAGCGGUGAGGUUAAUCUGAAGCGGGUGGAGAAAUUCAUUCGAAUUGUUGGCUCCCAUGAAGAUGACAUUUUCAGAAAACGAGCUCGCGUUCAUCAGCGCCAAAUGGAUAGGCGCAAGAGAGAGAAGGGGCAGCUACGGAGAGGGUCAGAUGCAGAACCAACCACGAUCCCAGACUCGCUUGUUGCCGUGAAUGCGUCCCGACGACAGUUUAAUCAGUCAGGACAGGCACAGCGGCAGUAUGCUCAGAGUGGAGGGAUGGCUCCGAAUCACUUUGAUAAUUCAAGGCAACCAGAGGGGCAAUUCCAUAACAAUGCAAGGCAGCCCCAAUCAAAGUACGAUCACUCGAGGGCACCCAAUUCUCAGGGGCAAUAUGACCGUGGAAGGCCUCCCCCUGCACAAGGACAGUUUGAUGCUCACGGAAGGCCUUUGCCUCCACAGGCACAGUAUGACCACUUAAGGCCCUCCCAGGAUCAGUUCGACCCUGCAAGACAGCAAUACCAGGGUUCAUUUGAUCAGGGGGGGCAGUCCCAGGGAGGGCUUGAUCAGACGACUUACCCUCCCAACGCAAGCGACAUGCCAUCCUCCAGUAACUCUGAGGCAGAAAAGUUCCUGAUGGAAACCCUUCUUGCUGCAUACCAAGAACGAGCAGGAUCCAAGGCUGGACUGUCCAAUGCCCAAAGUAAUGGACCUGGACCGAUUCCAAAGAAGCUGAAAAUAGAGGAGGGAAACAGCAGUGUCAGUGCUGGCCAAGAGGAUCCCGAAACGACUGUGCAGAUGAAACAGAAUGCAGAUGAGCUCAAGGCAAAGUUAAAGACGAGUAUGAAGGACAAGUCGGAUUUGUUCAAUGCGGAAGAGCAGCCUCAGGACUCGGUAAGGCUUGGGGAAGAGGGUUGGAAGGAAAGAUAUUACCGGGAGAAGCUUGGAGCAACGAACCCGGAACAGAUGGAGGAGAUUCGCAGGGAUGUGGUGUACAAAUAUGUGGAGGGACUAUGCUGGGUUCUGCGGUAUUACUAUCAAGGUGUCUGCUCUUGGAACUGGUUUUAUCCGUAUCAUUAUGCGCCUUUUGCAUCGGAUCUGGUCAAUUUGGAUGAAUUGGAAAUCACCUUUUUCCUAGGGAAACCGUUUAAGCCAUUUGAUCAGCUCAUGGGGGUGUUUCCUGCGGCCAGUUCACAUGCGUUGCCAAAGGCGUACCGGACUCUUAUGUGCGAUUCAACCUCACCGAUCGCCGACUUUUAUCCUCGAGAUUUCAAGGUGGACAUGAAUGGCAAGAGGUAUGCCUGGCAGGGUGUUGCGUUGCUACCUUUUAUCGACGAGCGGCGGCUAUUGGCAGCCAUCAAGACUGUCGAACCAACGCUAACGGAUGAGGAGAGGCGGCGGAACAGUGUAAUGUUUGAGCUAUUAUUUGUGUCUUGCAGUCAUCCGUUAGCGUCGCAGAUAUUCUCAUUAUAUGAAAGAUACGGCCAUCUGGAUCAGGAGAUGAAGGCGGAAAUCAAGGAGGAAAUGAAUGUAUUUGCAAGCGGCGGCAUGAAUGGGUACUUGCAACUGUGCGAUGGCGAGGUCUGUCCGACAGUGUUCCACUCUCCAAUCAGUUCACUGGAGGAUAUUGAACAGAACUCAGCAUUGUGUGUUGUGUACAAACCGCCCCCACACCAUCGACAUGUGUCGAAGCCGCCGGAAGGUGUCAUCUUUCCAAAUACGACUAUAACAGAAGGUGAUGUCAAGGAGCCGGCUCCUCUAUGGCAUGAGGAUCAUGGCGGCAGAGGACGAGGGAGAGGGCAACCAAUGGGUGCAAGGCCACCUGUCACUGGUGCAAUCGGAGGGUCAGUGCUGGGGGCGGCAGCAUUCCGGCUGUUGACGCACAGCCUGCAACAAAGAAACGGAGUGAGCACGCCGCCACUGAUGCAGAACCCGAACCAACCACCACAGAUGCUUCUGUCUGGAGGAGUGGGAGGGGCGGGAGGCGGCCAAGGAGCGAGAAGGGGUUUUGGCAUGGGAUUGCUGGGCAUGCAGUCUCCCUACCAGCAGGGCCAGCCCUCCGGGCAUAACCAAAUAGGUGCCCCAACUGGGUCCGGGCGGCAUGCACAGGGUGGGGGCGGCUUAGGAGCACAGGCAGGCGCCUUGGGACAAUCCGCCGCACCUGGUGGGCCUUCGCCCUCGACCGCAACGCAAUCGCAGCAAGGCUCGUCCCGAGGGAUAUUCCCUGUGAAUGGCUACUACUCUGCGGUCCCUGGGCAAGGCGGUACCUCUUCCUCAGCAGGAGGGAUCAUCAGCGGCAGGGGCGCCGGUUUGUAUUCCGCACGGUACCAGGGCGGAGGUCCACCGAUGCCCCCAUCUUCUUGGGGAAGGGGGCGUUUGGGUGCGCAGGGGCAUGCUGGAUUUGGACAGCAGCAGCAACAACAGCAGCAGCAGCAGCAACAGUUCCAGGGUUCGCUACAGUAUCCGACGGGAAGCUACCCUGGGGGUAGAGGGGCUGGCUCACAGGGACGAGGCGGCAAUUCGGGAAGACAGUGGGGUUGAAAGGGGGGGGGGGGGGGGGGGGGGGGGGGGGGGGGGGGGGGGGGGGGAAGGGGGAGGGGGGGGGGGGGGGGGGGGGGGGGUUGAGGGAGCAUUUGAUUGAUUAGACUAGGGAAUCUGGGUGUUUUGAAGCUCAGUUUGUGACGAGAGAGAGAGAGAGAGAGAGAGAGAGAGAGAGAGAGAGAGAGAGAGAGAGAGAGAGAGAGAGAGAGAGAGAGAGAGGUGUGGGGGGGGGGGGGGGGGGGGGGGGGGGGGGGGGGGGGGGGGCGACGGGGGGAGGACAGGAAUGGGUCCUAGAAAAUGAAUCGAAGGCCAUGCGUGUUGCAUGCCACCGCAAACUGGCAGAGACUUCGAUGGAGUGGAAGGAUUGUCAUUCACUUGCAUGCAGCAUAUGCUCUGUUGUUUUAACUUGUUUAUGUUCACCCAGUAUGCUCUGCUGGGGGGGCCUGCAAUCGGCUGAACAGCAUACUCUGCUGGGGGGGCGCAAUUGGCUGAAGGGUCAUUUUACCAGAGAGGAGGCAGGGCUGGCUCACAGGGACAAGGUGGCAAUUCGGGAACACGGUGGGGUUGAAACCGGGGCGGGGGGGGGGGGGGGGGGGGGGGGGGGGGGGAGAGGAGGCAGGGCGAGGAGGAGAAAGUGUCCUACAAAAGGAAAACGGAGGUCAUGUGUGUUGCAUGCCCGUGCUAACUUGCAGACUUGAGGAUCAUGCAAGUGGAAGGCUUGUCAUUCCCGUGCGUGCAGCAUGCUCUGUCGGUUACCUGCACCCAGCAUACUCUGCUGGGGGGCGCAAUUGGCUGAAGGGUCAUGUCAGCAGUGGAGGAGGUAGAUAGCUAGAUCUCUUUUUUCUUUUCUCUCUUAGGGAAUCAAUGGCUUCGUGUUUUUGCGCUGAGGUUGGUUGUCUGUGCAGCCAAGUAGGUGGCAUGUCAUCCCUGUCGGAGCUACGAGGGCAUACAGGGCCACGGGAAAAGGGAAUGGGAUCUGGGUCGUCACGUAUGAAAAAGCGGGAGUCUACAGGGGGGUUGUUGGAGGUCGUCGGGGGGCGAGGAGGUUCUGACGCUUGUUCGCAGAAGCGCCAAUGGAGGCAGGAUUUUGGACUGAGGGAGAGGGGCCAAGCUCAUGCUUAUGGUUGUAAUAGGAUUCGGAAGAUGGUUAGCUCUAGACGAUCGUCACGAAGUGCUAUGCUGUAUAGACGAUCAUCGCGAUAUGCUAUUAUGCUGUAUAGCAGCUCCUUGCUUGUUUUCUUCUGGCGGAUCUGUGCUCGUAAAUAGCUGCUUUCCAUGAAAAGCUGUGGUAAUCAAAUUGCAAUUCCUUGCUGUUUGUUACUUCGCAGAUUCUCCCACACCGAUCAGUGGGACUGGCACUGCGAGUAUUGAUGGUCCUAAAUUUGAUUUUCAGUUCCAAAUGAUGAUCCUGAUGUGAUGGCAGAUACCGCUUGGUUGUCGAAACGGUAUAUUCGGAGGAUUCGUAGUGUGCAGAUCUGAGGGUGACGGUGGUAUUUCUUUCAGUUGUUUCUCUCCCUCCAUGCAUACAUGUCGCUUGAUGCAAGCAUCCCAAAGGACAAAAUUGGCGCGCUUCACAGCCGUUUGCUCUAGACAGUGAUGAUAUCUGCUUUCUUUGAGAGUUUGGUGCUUUCUCAUUGCAGCAGCAGAAAAUGAACAGUGAUGCUUUAUGGCAGUUUAUGCAGUUUUGCCGGGAGUUUCAAGCAUUUGCGCACGUGUUUGCUUGUCGGCAGCAGAAGACGAGCAACACCCACCCACCCCACACAAUGGCUCUCAAGUAUAGAGCUAGGAAAAAUGCAUACCUAGGCGAGAAGGUCUCGAGUUCCUUUCCAAUUG
Molecule: messenger RNA, 5621 nt
Organism: Chara braunii
Lineage: Eukaryota; Viridiplantae; Streptophyta; Charophyceae; Charales; Characeae
Source: the annotation of a GenBank genome assembly